Molecule: messenger RNA, 5857 nt
Organism: Oncorhynchus tshawytscha (Chinook salmon)
Lineage: Eukaryota; Metazoa; Chordata; Actinopteri; Salmoniformes; Salmonidae
Gene: larp1
Product: La ribonucleoprotein 1, translational regulator
Exons: 20
Coding region: 267-3638 (1123 amino acids)
Biological process (GO): positive regulation of translation; mRNA stabilization
Cellular component (GO): cytoplasmic stress granule; cytosol
Molecular function (GO): RNA cap binding
Source: RefSeq, a predicted model, not a curated record
AUCGUACGUGCGCGCACCCUUCUAUCGCGUGGUGGUGAUCAUCCAUAUUGCUGCUAGUGGUGGAGAUUAUCUUGUAAUUUUAAAGUCUUUCGGACGCUUUUUAUAUGUUUUAAUUCAACACAAACCACUCUGCGUCUUAGACUGAAGGCUAUUUGGUCUAGGGGUGGAGUGGAGUAACGAUAGAAACGAGUUUACUCGAGGAAUACUGAACAUUUACCAUUCUUGAGUUGAAGGAGAAUUUGGGGAUAUCGUGUGGAAAAGGGGAAAUGGCCACUCAGGUGGAGACUCUCCUACCCAACAAUCCUCUUAUCAAAGAAGAGGAGCAUGGGCAUGCGAGCAAGACGAUACAACACGGAGAGGACUGUCUGGAAAAGGGGGCCAAGCAGACGGGUGUUGCCGACGACGGUAGCAAUAUGAAAGCAGACAACACGGAACUGGUGGGGGUCGCAAUGAAGGAGCAAAACUCCAAACAGGCAAAAGAAGAGAGUAACAAUCAAGAGAAAGACAUCCUGGAUCAAGAAAAGCACACGACCGGACAAACGGAAGACUAUGUGAAAUGUAGCAAAAAGGAGUUUGCUGAAGCACCCCCGCCCAAGGUGAACCCAUGGACUCAGAAAAUGAAUGCGGUGACCGUGGUCAACGUGAAUGGACAAGCACAUCAUGAGCUGCCGCCCACAACAGGCCCGGCCAAGGUGGUGAAGGCCCCAAAUCCCCGGCCUCGGAGAGGAGGAAAGGUUGGGGAUUUUGGAGAUGCUAUGAACUGGCCAACACCAGGGGAGAUCGCAACUAAAGAGACGCAGAUUGAAGUUGUGACUGGGAUUGUGUCAUGCCCCAUGCCUGUCAGGCAGGUCAGAGAGGUGAGCUCCCCACGGAGAUCCCCAGCCCCUAAGAAGCCCGUGGUUAAGAAAGAGUGGAAAGAGAAACGUGACACCAACGAAGAAAGCAAGGAGAACCAGAAGGCCAAGUCGGACGACUCUGGAGAGGAGAAGAACGGAGACGACGACUCUCAGAAGAAUGGACAGAAGAAAAAAGGGAACAAGCACAAGUGGGUGCCGUUGAUGAUGGAGGUGAAGUCCGAGGGGCCCAGAGAGCGCUCUGCAUCCAGGAACAACACCCGCCAGAACGAGGUUCCCAGGAUGCCCCCCAACAACAGGAACGACCUCCGAGACUGGCACAGCGGGAAGUACGAGCGUGAAUGCCGCGAGGACCAUGAUGAGGUGUCCAGCGUGAAGAGUGAGGGUGCUCCCUUCCGUGCCGGGUUCCGGGGGCGUGGUCGUGGCAGGGGCAGGGGACGGGGACGAGGCAGAGGAGGCAGCAGCAGAGGUCACUAUGACUACCAUUACGGCUACAAGGCCUACGACGGGAAGGACGGCGCCUACGGCCAGAAGUUUGGCGCUCCAGUGACCUACUACUAUGACAACAUGAGCAGCAACGACCUGUACUCCGUUGACCAGGACCUGCUCAAGGACUACAUCAAGAGGCAGAUUGAGUAUUACUUCAGCCUUGACAACCUGGAGCGGGACUUCUUCCUGCGCAGGAAGAUGGAUCAAGAAGGCUUCCUGUCUCUUGGCCUGGUCGCUAGCUUCCACAGGGUGCAGGCCCUCACCACCGACGUCAACCUCAUCAUAGAGUCUUUAAAGGGUAGCAAAGAGGUGGAGAUCAUCGAAAUGAAGAUCCGCCGCAAGGUGGAACCCGAGAAGUGGCCUCUACCGGGUCUUUCCAUGGGACCGGACCACAACCAAGUCGACCUGACCCAGCUCAUCCACUGCCCGGAGUUCGUGCCCCGGCAGACGCCCGCUGAGCAGACAGAAUCUGCUCCAGGGUCUCCCCGGUCCUCCACACCCACCAGGGGCUCAACCAGGGCCUCCAUGCAGCCCAAGGUGGAGCAGGACGUGUCCAACCUGAAGAGCAUGUCCAAGGGCCUGUCGGCGAGUCUCCCCGACCUGGACUCUGAGUCCUGGAUCGAGGUGAAAAAGAGGCCCAGGCCUUCCCCGGCCCGACCCAAGACCCCCUCGUUGCAGCAGAAGGAAGAGGCUGUCUCCCCGGUGCCCCAGCCAGGCCCCAGCCCGAUCCCCUCGGUCUCCCCGGCCCAGGCCUCGGCCACGGGAGCCAAGGAGGAGCAGGACGAGCCCGAGGAGCUGGACUUCAUGUUUGACGAGGAGAUGGAGCAGAUAGAUGGUCGCAGGAACACCUUCACCGACUGGUCCGACGACGACUCGGACUGCGAAAUCGCCGACAACGAUGUUAACAAAAUCCUCAUCGUGACUCAGACGCCGCCUUACCUGCGCAAGCACCCGGGUGGCGACCGUACGGGCCACCAUACGUCACGCUCUAAGCUGACCAACGAGCUGGUGAAGGUGAUCAACGACGGCCUGUACUACUACGAAGCAGAUCUGUGGGAUGACAACUACGAACCUGAGUACGCCACCAUCAAGCAAGAGGUGGAGAACUUCAAGAAGGUUCACCUGAUCAGCCGAGAGGAGUUUGACUGCCUGACCCCAGAGCCCCCUGUCGACCCCAACCAGGAGGUACCCCCGGGACCCCCCAAGCCCCAGCAGAUUCCCGUAGACGCCUUGGCGAACAAACUGUUCGGUGCCCCCGAGCCUUCCACAAUAGCACGCUCCCUCCCGACUACUGUGCCUGACUCGCCCAACUACCGCAGUGCCCGGACACCCCGCACGCCACGCACCCCGCACCGGAAGGACCCCCCCAUGACGCCCCGCUUCUACCCCGUGGUGAAGGAGAGCCGGCCUGUCGACGCCAUGACCCCCAGGAAAAGGAAGACCAGACACAGCUCUAACCCCCCAAUGGAGUGCCACGUUGGCUGGGUGAUGGACUCACGAGAACACCGGUCCCGCACUGCCUCCGUCAGCUCCAACGCCAGCCCCUCAGAGGGUACCCCUGCAUUGGGGGGAAUUGGCUGUACCCCCCAGUCGCUCCCCAAGUUCCAGCACCCCUCCCACGAACUGCUCAAGGAGAACGGCUUCACUCAACAUGUUUACCACAAGUACCGUCGGCGCUGCCUAAACGAGCGCAAGCGGUUGGGCAUCGGCCAAUCCCAGGAGAUGAACACGCUGUUCCGUUUCUGGUCGUUCUUCCUGAGGGAUCACUUCAACAGGAAGAUGUAUGAGGAGUUCAGGCAGCUGGUGGUGGAGGACGGCAAGGAGGGAUACAGGUACGGUCUGGAGUGUCUGUUCAGGUACUAUAGCUACGGACUAGAGAGGAAAUUCAGACCAGACAUCUUCAAAGACUUCCAGGAGGAGACCAUGAAAGACUACGAAGCUGGCCAGCUGUAUGGACUAGAGAAGUUUUGGGCGUUUCUUAAAUACUCCAAAAACAAGAACAUGGAGAUCGACCCCAAGCUGCAGGAGUGCCUGAGCAAGUUCAAGCGUCUUGAAGAUUUCAGAAUCGAUCCCCCGAUGGAGGAGGGGGGUCGCAAGAGACACUCAUCCAGUGGAGACGGUCGUCGCCGCCACCCCUCCCAGGGUUCCAGCCGCCCCCACAGCCAAACUGGCUUCGGCCCGGCCCCGAUCGCCCAGGCCCCCGCCAAGGAUGAUGCCAAAAACAGCAGCCAGAGCCAGCGAUCCUCGGCCCAGGCCUCGGCUACCACCGCAUCAGACACCAAGCCACCAAAGUAAACCCCCGGACAACCCGCGGAUCAACUCAAAGUCAUCAAAUCCUUUUCUGCAACACAAGGGGGUCCAAUGGUUCACGCAAAGCAUGAGAGAAUGACUUUGAUGAAUGUCUCGUGAUUGAAAUAAAUCAAGGCUCUUCCAUUUUUAAUUUCUUUUGUUUGAAACAGAGUUUUGUCUUGUUGGAGACAAAGACUAUUGAAGGAAUGGAUGAAGUGUUUUUUUUUUUUUUUUUUUUUUUUUUUUUUUUUUUUUUUUUUUUGCAAACCUUAGCAGCAUAUAUUCUCCUGGUGGUUACAAUGUGGGAAUGAAGAUGGUUUUUUGAGCACGUUUGAUGGCAACUGCAAACCUUGUGGCCCCCUUUCUAUCGUUGGACCUCCUUUCCAUUUGACACCAUCUGUUGGCUGACAGAUGAGUGAUUCUUCAAGAUCUGAUCAUUUUUUUCUUCUUCUAUGGGGUGAGUGGUGGAUUGGAAACUGAUACUUUUGAAAAAAUUAAGGAAAACAAUAUUUGACUUGUUUUGGGCUGGAGGGAAGAUCAAAAUCAAGAAGAAACCAAAUGAUUCAAAUAAAAGACUUGUACCAGUCCCUCAGUAUAAGCAAGAUCGUUGAAAGUUGCCUUAUUUUAAUGGUUUUUCUGCUUAAUUUGUGCCCGCCACCUUAAUGUCGAUUGUACAGCAUUGAUAAUUGCAAAUAUGCAACAUCGGUCAUCACCUACAGUAGUGGCCACUCAGUGACACCCCUUCUGAACUGUCUUCCAAGUGUCAUAUGGUCUGUUACAAAGCCUCCCCACCCCUCGGUGUGUUUGCAAUUUGUGGCUCUUUGUGCUAAAAUGCUUUUGCUGGGUGGGGGGGCACACCCACCCCUAACACCCCCCCCCCAAAUCACCAGCCUCCCAAGGACAGUCUGCGUCCAGCCAUCAAUCUGUUCAUCCUAUCAUCCAUCCAUUGUACACCAUUCAGGCUACAGGACUGGAAUCACCAAUCCGGAUGACUUGACGACAGAGGAAAGGCUCUCAGUCCCAGUAGAUCUGGCAUGCUGCGGCAGGUGCUUUAGGUGUGUGGUGGGCUUUGUUUUGGGGGGUGGGGUGUAAUGGCCUGCUUUCCAGGGCUAAACAAGACAAGGCUUCAGUCUGCAGCUUGGCAUGGCCUAUACCCCCGCAUCCCACCACCACUCACACACACACACCAGUGUUUCUUCCAGAGAGUGGUGGCUCUAUUCUGUUCUUCUGGAGAACUGUAACCAAUGGACAGGCUAUGUAUCACCUCUGACCCCAACCAACCUGUUAUAUUCCCCUACAUCCAGUCAGAUCAGAUCAACUAUAAUAAUCUAGUUUAGAUAACUUAAUCUUUAUCCGACAUGAGUACUGAUGAUAUCAAAUAGAUGAGUUUUUUUUUUGUCCACUAAUGUAAAUGUGAAUUGGACAGAUGAAGAGAAAUUACACCUCCCGGCUACUUGUUUUAUUGUUUAUAGAACAGAUUAUAUAUUCAUUCGCCUUACAUGUGUACGUACUCAAAAAACAUUUUUUUAAUGUUCUCAUCUCUUAUUGCUUUUUAAUUUGCUGUGUUUCAAGCUAGGGUAUGUCUCUGUAUUGAAUGUGUGUUUGAAACCUCUGGACUUUCAAGAAAUGGGAAAAUUAGUACAGUACAAAUAAAGGGAAAUUUGCAUUAGGGCAUCAACUGACAUUUAAUGCAACAACAGACAUUACAAAUUUCCAGGAAGUAGAGUUCAACUCCAAAUCAAAGUUAAUUUGCAACAUUUUAUUUUGAUGAAUUUUGUUGACAAAUUGUGUGAUGUGAAUCGCUGGUGUGUUCACGCAACAGCAAUUUAGAACGACUUGUAUCAUGAGUUAAUGUUGGUGGUUGAAUAGUCCCCCUAACUAGUUAUUGAUCAGUGACGUACAAUGGUCCUCUUUUUAGUUAAAUAUAAAUUAGCAUAAAUAACAGUUAAACUAUACCGUCUGCUGGAGGGGAAAUGGGGUGAUUUCAGAUUCACUGGUGGUCCCCGGUGUUAGAAUGUCCAGUUGUCUUCAUGUUUUGUUUUUUUGUUUCAAAUGAUAUCUUUAUUAACCCCGCCAUUGUUGAACAAUUUACAAGAGUUGUUUUCCUUUUCUGUUUUGUUGUGGGCUUAGUUCAAUGGAGCUGCGGGGGUCAAUUCAGGAGGCUGAUAUGAAUCACUCAAGAAAUCAUUUACUCGAGGAAUAAAGACGGAGAAAAAAAAAAAAAA